Phaeoacremonium minimum UCRPA7 is the source of this 1143-nucleotide messenger RNA. RefSeq names its product putative ncs1 allantoate transporter protein. Gene Ontology annotation, biological process: nucleobase transport; transmembrane transport. NCBI's taxonomy places the organism in Eukaryota, Fungi, Ascomycota, Sordariomycetes, Togniniales, Togniniaceae. The record is from RefSeq and is a predicted model, not a curated record. Bases 1 to 1143 code for a protein of 380 amino acids. Gene Ontology annotation, cellular component: plasma membrane. The transcript has 6 exons. Gene Ontology annotation, molecular function: nucleobase transmembrane transporter activity.
AUGGCUCCAGCCAGCAUCUUGGCUUUGGGUUUAACUUGGCGCGAAGCCGUCAUUGCCAUUAUCUUUGGCUCACUCGUGUGCACUGUGCCUCUUGUCCUUAAUGGAAUGAUAGGGGCACGACUCCUUCUCGUCAUUGUUAGCUCAGUCGCCGUCGUCAUUACGAUGACCUCCAAAGCUGGUGGAACGGGCAACAUCUGGAAUCUACCCUAUGGGGUUGAUGGCGAAGCACGGUCUUGGCUUAUUCUGUCAAGCUUGUCCAGCAUUACUGGAGGAUGGGCCACCAUGGCCACGAAUAUCCCAGAUUUCACUCGUUAUCUCAAGCGUGACACUGGAGUUUACUGGCAAGUCCUGUUUCUUCCGGGGAUCCAACUGAUGCUUGGGCUCUUUGGCAUAAUCUGUUGCUCGGCUGCCAAGGUCGUUUACGGAGAGUACAUCUGGGAUCCUCUUACCUUGGCUGCUCAAUGGGAUGGCCCUGCCGGCCGUUGCGGCGCUUUCUUUGUCGGCCUUACUUGGGUUGUCGCACAGAUCGGUACCAACCUUUCUGCGAAUGUCAUUAGCUGUGCUAAUGAUAUCUGCUGCCUCUUCCCCAAAUACGUCAACAUAAAGCGUGGAGUCAUCUUGUCGACGAUUACAGCGGCUUGGAUCAUGCAGCCUUGGAAGAUCAUACACUCAGCAGCGUCACUCCUGUCUUUCAUGGCCGGGUUGGGCAUCUUCCUCGCGCCAAUCGCUGCCAUCCUAGGUUGCGAUUACUGGCUGAUACACAGGCAGAAGAUUGACGUACCCGGCCUGUAUCGUGCUCACGGCCGAUAUCGCUACAACAAGUACGGCACUAACUGGCGUGCUGCGAUUGCUUUCCUUGUGAGCGUAGUGCCUAACCUCCCUGGCAUGGCUGCUACCGUUAACCCGUCCAUCGCACCAUCUGUCGGAGGGGCAAAGAAAAUAUAUUACAUGUUCUAUUUCUGGGGAUACUCAAGCGCAUUCUUGGUUUAUGGUCUCUUAGGGUAUUUCUGGCCAGAAAAGAGCACAGAGGUCGCAGCCACAAUCUAUGGAGAUGAUGAUAUUGUUGAGGCUGCAAUUGGUGCUGGUGACUCGGAAAGCCAGACUGAGAAGAAUCCCGUGGAAGAAGUCAAGGAAGACAAUUGA